AGAAGAAUUAAUUUUUUGGUUAUAUUCAGUUUAUAAUUUAUGAUUCAGUUUUUUAGUCAGAGGUUUAGUGGUGUUUUGUGGUAUUCAGUUAUAUUUGGGAGAAAAAAAAUUGUUUAUGGUUUUUCAAAUUUCUAAAACUUUUACUUAAAUAAUGUCUGACGCUUGGGAAGAAAUACAAGAGGUUCAAAGGAAGCGCAAUAGUUUCAGGGAACGCCUAGAGAAACGAAAAAAAGAGAGACAAGAUAUUCUAGGCUCGAAUUUGGUAACCACUAGAUUCACUGUAACCAAAUCUGAGACUUUUACACCUACUGCUGGUGUAACCGUAAAAGAUGAAAUUAAAAUAAAAACGGAAAAGGCUGUUGACAUUGAUGACCCUGUAAAAAUCGAUCCCGAACUCGAGAAAAUGCUUUUAAAAGAACUUGCCAAUGUAACAUUACCUUUACCCACAUCCUCUAGUGAUUUGGUUGGGAGAAUAAAGCCUAUAUCAUCUGCAGAAGUAUUGCACAAGCAAGUAUGCAAUUUAUUGCAAAAGUUUUCAAUGCAGAAGCUGAUUAUGGUUAAAGAUUCUGUGAAAGAUGGACUAGUUUUUUUAGAAGUUGCAUCAGUGGAAGUGACUAAGGUGAAUGCCAUGAUAGCUGAAUUUAUAGAUGAACCAGAGAGACCAACAUUAAAAGAUACUUUGAAAAGAAAAAGAAAAGAGACUAGUAUAAAUUGUGAAGAAAAUGAUCAUGAUGAUAAAAGAAAAAAAGAAAAGAAAGAACCUACAACAGAUAUAUUAUCACUUCUUUCUAUGCCGUCUACUAAAGAAAAAGAAACUAAGAAGAUUGGGGAGGAGAUUAUGGACUUGUUAAGUAAACCAACCGCAAAAGAAAGGUCUUUGACAGAGAGAUUCAAAUCUCAAGGAGGAAAGCAACUUAUGGAAUUCUGCCCCCAUGGCACAAAAUUAGACUGUGAAAAAAAUGGAAUUACUGAUUGUAAAAAGCUACAUUUCAAGAAAAUUAUUCAGAAACAUACAGAUGAAUCAUUAGGCGACUGUUCAUUUUUAAACACCUGUUUUCACAUGGACACUUGCAAAUAUGUUCAUUAUGAAGUAGAUAGAGCAGGAAAAAGUACGGACCAUCAUAUGACAAUUCAAAAUAAGCCUAUCGUUGGAAGAGUUGAAAGCACCACCUUGUAUCCUCCUCAGUGGGUUCAGUGUGAUCUACGUUACUUAGAUAUGACUGUUUUAGGUAAAUUUGCAGUCAUUAUGGCUGACCCUCCAUGGGACAUCCACAUGGAACUACCUUAUGGCACUAUGUCAGAUGAUGAAAUGAGACAACUUGGUAUUCCUCAGUUGCAAGAUGAUGGUUUGAUUUUUCUAUGGGUCACUGGUAGGGCUAUGGAAUUAGGAAGGGAAUGUUUGAAUUUGUGGGGCUAUGAGAGAGUGGAUGAAAUUAUUUGGGUUAAAACGAAUCAACUUCAAAGAAUUAUCAGGACAGGUAGAACAGGGCAUUGGUUGAAUCAUGGAAAAGAACACUGUUUGGUUGGUAUGAAAGGUAACCCCAAGGACUUGAAUAGAGGUUUAGAUUCAGAUGUUAUAGUUGCAGAGGUUAGGGCUACCAGUCAUAAACCUGAUGAGAUAUAUGGUAUGAUUGAGAGAUUAUCCCCUGGUACUAGAAAAAUUGAGCUUUUUGGAAGGCCACAUAAUAUACAACCAAAUUGGAUAACAUUAGGUAACCAAGUUGAUGGAAUUAGACUUAUUGAUCCCUUACUCAUAGAGAAUUUUAAGAAAAGAUAUCCUACAGGCAAUUGUAUGGCUCCACCACCCGAUAAUGCACACUAAUUUAGUUCGAUAACAUAUAAUUAGGUUCUUAAGUUCAAAAUCUAUGUUUUUUCAUUACCUAGUUUUUAUGAAUAAAAAAAUAAGAAUAUCGAGUU
Molecule: messenger RNA, 1917 nt
Organism: Sitophilus oryzae (rice weevil)
Lineage: Eukaryota; Metazoa; Arthropoda; Insecta; Coleoptera; Curculionidae
Gene: Mettl3
Product: N6-adenosine-methyltransferase subunit METTL3
Exons: 7
Coding region: 152-1822 (556 amino acids)
Cellular component (GO): nucleus; RNA N6-methyladenosine methyltransferase complex
Molecular function (GO): mRNA (2'-O-methyladenosine-N6-)-methyltransferase activity; mRNA m(6)A methyltransferase activity
Source: RefSeq, a predicted model, not a curated record